This is a messenger RNA of Homalodisca vitripennis (glassy-winged sharpshooter), 2253 nucleotides long. Its product is annotated as piggyBac transposable element-derived protein 4-like. The transcript is spliced from 2 exons. Bases 457 to 2253 code for a protein of 598 amino acids. The record is from RefSeq and is a predicted model, not a curated record. Lineage: Eukaryota; Metazoa; Arthropoda; Insecta; Hemiptera; Cicadellidae.
CCUUUGCACUCCGCGGUCCGACAUAUCGGACAUCGUAGUUUAGGCUAAAAACUCCGCGGUCCGAAAUAUCGGACAUCGCAGUUUAGGCCAUAAACUCCGACGUCCGAUAUGUCGGACCGUUGAUAAGUCGCGUUUACUGGCUACAUAAAUGAUCCAAAUGCACCUAAUUUGCGAUAUACGCAAUCUGGGAUAGUUAUAGAUUAUAACGAUGUACGGUAGUAAACUUUGAUACUCUAUGUUUUUUUUUUUGUAAUGAAUAAUGCAACAUCACUUUCUAUGACGUAUCAGCUGAAGUCAGGAUAUCAGCUGGCUUGUGUAUUGCUUUGUUCGCUGUGAGUUCGUGCUUUGUUUGCUGUGAGUUCGUGUUUCAGAUAACCUCUUUUUCAGUGGAUAAAUCGUUUUCAAUAUAAUUAGUGUUUUAUAUUGUUUAUAAACAGUAUAAAAUAAGUGUUCAGUAUGAGUGAGCUUUCGUCUGACGAGGAGGAAAUGUCUCGGAAACGGGCUUCACCUGUUAGUGAAAACACGCUGAUUAGGAAUGUUGUUGCUAGUGGUAUGGAAUACAUCGGCGAUCUUAGUGAUAGUUUUCUUAGCAAUAUAUCCGACUCAGAUCAAUCUGAUGAUACCGACAGUGAAAUUCUUCCAGGCUAUGAUGAUGACACUGACAAUGAUCCAAACUGGGAGCUAUCAGAAGAGCCUAGCUCAGAUGACGAACACCCUGUUUCUAACCAAAUAAGUUCUAGGCGUGGUCGUAAUAGUCUAUCUAUUGAUGAAACUAUUGCUGAUGUUAUUGCAGGUUCAGGUAGGCCUAAUGAUUUACCUUCUACUAGUAGUUGUGUUGUUGAAGCCUCUGAUAACUUGCCAGAACUAGGCCAUGUAAACAAUAAUGUCAAUAUGCCUAUUUUGAAUACAGUUCAAAAUACGAUUGAAGAUGUAAUUAGAAAUGCUCAGUAUUUGGAAAUGCCUGUUCUAAAUCAGGAUAUCCCUCCAGACUUGGAUCCAAAUAAUCCUGAUUAUAUGGAGUGGACUCCUGCCAAUGAGAAUGAUCCUGGUUUUGACCACAAUAUAGGGUUUUUUGAACAACCCGGACCAAAACACUGUCCACCUCAUGAUGCUAAACCUAUAGAAUACUUUUUCUUGUUCUUUACUAUUCAUAUUUUGACCAAAUUUGUUAGUGAGACCAAUAGGUAUGCCACCCAGUAUAUUGCUACACACGCUCACAGGUUUUCUCCACACUCUAGGGCUCGACAGUGGAGAUCUGUAACGUUGGGUGAAAUGAGAGCUUUUAUAGCUGUUAUAAUGAAUAUGGGACUCAACAGAAAGCCUAAUCUUCAGAGUUAUUGGGCAACUGCUGAUUCACAACAUUGUCCUUGGUAUGGGAAGAUGUUUAGUCGGGCACGAUUUGAAAGCAUACUGCAAUUUUUUCACAUGGUUGACAAUAGCAAAUUGGCUAAGGUUGGAGAGCCUGGUUACGACCCCUGUGCAAAAUUUUUACCUUUACUGGAAACUGUAAACAGACUAUUUAGAUUAUACUACACUCCUCACCGUGAGUUAUCAAUAGACGAGAGUUUAGUGGGGACCAAAUCGCAUUCACAACUACUCCAAUAUUUGCCCAAUAAACACCACCAUAAGUGGGGUGUCAAAAUGUGGAUGCUAUGCGAUUCUGUAUCAAGAUAUUGUUUGGCUUUUUAUUGUUAUAAGGGAUCAAAAAAGAGUGGUGAGAUAACUAAGGGUUUGGCAUUCAAGGUAGUAAAAAAACUGUUGGAAAUUGGCCAAUAUUUGAACAAAGGGUAUCAUGUAUUUAUUGAUAAUUUUUUUACAAGUAUUCCCCUAGCAACCUACUUAUAUGAAAAUCUUACCUUUGUUACUGGGACUGUUAGAAAAAAUAGAAAGGGCAUCCCACCUCAACUAAAAGAAAAAUUUCAAGUCGGACAAAAAACUUAUGUGAGAAAUGACAGCCUUUUAUUCUUAGGGUACCGGGAAAAACAAUCCCAGAAAAAUCCUGUACUCUUGCUGUCAACAAAGCAUACGGCCAAAUCCACCCAAAAAAUAAUAAAAAGAAAAAAUCAAGAAGAUAGAGUGAAGGAAAUACCCGAAAUGAUAGACUCCUACAACCACUUCAUGGGUGGUGUAGAUGGGUCUGACCAAAUGAUCUACUGUUAUUUGGACGAAAGGCGAACCCUCAAAUAUUGGAAGAAGGUCACUUUUCAAUAUUUUUGCAAGGAUGAUACUGAAUGCAUACAUCAUCUACUCUGA